This is a messenger RNA of Papaver somniferum (opium poppy), 1475 nucleotides long. Its product is annotated as ATG8-interacting protein 1-like. The record is from RefSeq and is a predicted model, not a curated record. The transcript has 3 exons. NCBI's taxonomy places the organism in Eukaryota, Viridiplantae, Streptophyta, Magnoliopsida, Ranunculales, Papaveraceae. Bases 170 to 1036 code for a protein of 288 amino acids. Gene Ontology annotation, cellular component: intracellular membrane-bounded organelle.
AACCAGUAUCUCAUUAUCUUCUUCUAAACUCUCUCUCUCAUCGUCAGCUAAUUCUUUCUUCUUCGUCAGUUCUUCCCAAAUUUCUCAUAAAAAAUCCCCCCAGAUUUCCCAUUCAGAGAGAUCUCACUGUGUAAAAACAUCACAUCGUCUGGAACACUAGGUUUGGGAAAUGGAGGAUGAUAAAGAUGUUAAGGGAACUUCUACACGUGAGUGGGAAGUUGUGACUUUAACAGCAUCAACUUAUGCUGCUGCUCCAGGACCAGAAAGCUUAGAGUCAAGUGAUGGUAAUCAGAUGGAUGUCAAUGAUGAUGAAGAAACAUCUCGGGCAAUGUUCAUGUCUGGACAUUUUGUGUUUCCUCCAAGCCAGCACGAAAAUUUACCAUUGUUGUCUGAUGAGAAUGAAAAGGCUGGAUAUGAAAUGGAUGUAGGGGGUUCUGACAAAAACGAAGAAGAAAAUUGGAAUGCUAGAAGAAUGGCAGGUUCAGAUGAGUUACAUGGAAUUCAGUUUUUUGAUGAAAGCGGUAAGAGGUUAUCUGUUCAACCGUCUGAAUUCGAGGAGGGGAGGUCUACGUUUGGCCUAGAUUUGAAUGAGAAAGAGCAGAGUAUCUAUGAUGCUUCAACCCUUGGCUCAAUUCACAAUGAAGCAGAUAUAAGCGGAUCGAAUUUAUAUGAUGAAAACUCAUCUGUUCCUGAAUUUAGUGAUCCAGUGCUGUCAAACCGAGAUUCAUCUUCAGAUUCUGCAAGUCCUACAAAUGUGAACAAAUUCAAUGAAUCUGGCCUUCCGUGUGAAGCUUGGUGGAAAAGGCGUGCAGCUUCCUUGAUUGCGCAAGCAAAAGAUGCAAACGCCAUUUGGUCGGUUGUUGUUGCUGCAACUUUGAUGGGGCUUGUAAUCCUUGGACAACGGUGGCAAUCUCAGCAUGUCAAGUGGCAAACCAUUGUUGGUGAUGAGAGGAUGGCCAGGAUGUUAGGCCCCAUAUCUCGAUUAAAAGAUGUUUUUGUUAGCAGUCAUGGAUCUGGUAAUCUUAUCUCGAAAUGAUCUUUAAGACAAUGAUGGAUUCAAGUUUGCUCUGAUUCUGUAGAAGUUCGUCUGUGAAUGAAAGAAAAACGAAAAUCUCAACAAUAAUGGGUCUACGAGAAUUUUUUACUGAGAAAUUCAGAAGGUGGGUUUUACAAUGAAAAAAAUCUGGAAAAUGGUUUGACUGUCGUUUUCAUAACCUUCUCCAUCUUCUUUGGUUUCUGCAAAUGAAAAUAUGAGAUUGCUAGACCUUGGUUCUUCUGUCAAGUCAUUUGUAUUUAUGCAUCCACUUAGUCGUGUUUAAGGGUCCAUACAUGUUUGUUUGAUAGGUUUCGCUAUAGGGAGGGAAAUAAAGUCAUGUGGGAGGAAAUUUUAUGGUUUUUUAUUUCUUCGAAAAGAGGCACGCCUCACAUAUAUUGAUAAGAAUUUUAUUGUGAUGCCUCACAUAUAUUGAUAAUUC